UCUAGCAGUUUCGUUUUCUAUCUGCAUUGUAUACUCACCCUGUCCACGCCAAUCUCAGUUUUCAUUAUAUAUAUCUUCUACAAAAGGAGUAUAGAAAUCCAUGGCUUUAAUAUAUCACAAGGUUAGUAACCAUAUACCUAAUGAUCUUGUCUUUUCUAUUUUGUCGAAACUUCCUUUAAAGUCCAUGAAACGAUUUAAAUGUGUACACAAAUCAUGGGCUCUUUCAAUUGAAACCCCUGAUUUCAAGAGUGAGUUCCUCAAAAAUUUCAUAUCUAAAUAUGAUUCUUCAUACGAUGAUGAAUGUCUUCUCUUAAAGCAGACAAUUCCAGGUAAUGAUGAUUAUCGAUGCGCAGUUUAUAUCCUUUCUGGCGAGAGGUUUGAGACAAAAGUGAAAUUAGAAUUGCCACUUCCAUUUCAAUAUGAUGACACAUGUAUCGAUAUUUCGGGUUCUUCUAUUAAUGGAACUAUUUGUCUCUUCCAAGGAAUUGAUCAUAAAACAUUUGUAUUGUGGAACCCAACUACUAGGGAAUUCAAGGUCAUUCCUCCCAGUAAUGUUGGUUCUUUAUAUUAUAUCAAAGGUUUGACUACAAUUCAAGGGUUUGGUUAUGAUAGCGUUAAAGAUGACUACAAGGUCAUUCAACAUGUAAAGCUUCUUCCGUUCAACAGUCGAGUAGUCAUGCCAAAGAUUUAUAAAAACUUGUGGGAAAUUUAUAGCCUGAAAAGUAAGUCAUGGAGAAAACUCGAUGUCGAUAUGCCUUGUCGUGAUACAAACAUUGAUGAUGUGUACAUGAAUGGCAUGUGCCAUUGGUGGGGAAUAAGAAAUAAUGGAGAGUAUUUGGUGUCAUUUGAUUUGAGCGACGAAGUAUUCCUUACAACUCAAGUACCUCUUGAUAUGUAUGUUUUUUCUAAAUAUGUUGAGAGACACCUGACAGUGUUAAAUAUGUUCAUUUCUCUACUAACAUAUCAUGAGUACCGUGCAUGUUUUGAAAUAUUUGUUUUAGGUGAACUCGGUUUGAUGGAAUCGUGGACUAAAUUGUUUGUUGUUAGACCGUUUCAUGGUGUUGAGCAUCCCAUCGGAGUAGGCAAGAAAGGCCAUAUAUUUUUCCAAAAAGAAAAUGAUGAAUUAGCAUAUUUUGAUUUAUGUACUGGAAUUCUCGAAGAUAUUGGUAUUCAAGGAGAGUUAUUUAAUUGUCAGAUAGUAAUUUAUAAGGAAAAUAUUAUUCGGUUGCCCUAAUCCUCCUU
Molecule: messenger RNA, 1242 nt
Organism: Medicago truncatula (barrel medic)
Lineage: Eukaryota; Viridiplantae; Streptophyta; Magnoliopsida; Fabales; Fabaceae
Product: putative F-box protein At3g16210
Exons: 1
Coding region: 101-1234 (377 amino acids)
Molecular function (GO): protein binding
Source: RefSeq, a predicted model, not a curated record